Molecule: messenger RNA, 934 nt
Organism: Zea mays
Lineage: Eukaryota; Viridiplantae; Streptophyta; Magnoliopsida; Poales; Poaceae
Product: 50S ribosomal protein L29, chloroplastic
Exons: 3
Coding region: 1-714 (237 amino acids)
Biological process (GO): translation
Cellular component (GO): chloroplast; ribosome
Molecular function (GO): structural constituent of ribosome
Source: RefSeq, a predicted model, not a curated record
AUGGAUCUCCCCCCUGGCCACCGUCCGCGGAUCUCCCUGUACAACCUAGCUUUGAAGCAGUCGCGGCGCGAGUUUGCCGCCUGUGUGGAGGUUGUGGCCGCCGUCGCAUGCUACCAUCGAGGUCAGCGUGGCGGAGACGACCAGCGCAACGACACCGAUCAACGACAUGCCGCGCUCGUGUUCGUGCGCAACGAGGAGACGCGUGCACCGAUCAUCGACCUGGCGCGGGUCCAGUGCGUCGAGUCUAGGCUCAAGUACAUCCACCAUGGCGGCGCGCUCGGCUCGAGGAUGGUUCGGGCAGACACCGCGGCCAUGUCUCUCCCCUGCGGUGGCGCGACGGUGACGCGGUUCGCUGGACUGGCGGGGGCCUCUCUACCAACAGAGCGUCGCGCGGCGGCGAUGGUCGCGAUGGCGAAGAGGGAGCAGGAGCUGGAGGAGAUCCGGGCCAUGACGACGGAACAGAUGGAAGAGGAGGUGGUAGACCUCAGGGGGGAGCUUUUCCUGCUCCGCCUUAAGCGCUCGGCGCGCCAGGAGUUCAAGAACAGCGAGUUCAGUCGCAUGCGCAAGAGGAUUGCUCCUAUGCUGACCGUGAAAAGAGAGCGGGAAAUUGAACAAGGAAUCAAUAAAAGAUUGUCUAGGAAGCUUGAUAGGAAAUGGAAGCAGAGCAUUGUGGUCAGACCACCACCAUCUCUGAGGGGGAACAAAGAGGAGUAGAAAGCCGCAAAAAGAGGGCAAUGUGCAAAAGUCGUUUCAUGCGAGUGUUGCAGGAAGGUCCCUUCAUGAUUUCAACCCUUAUUGUGUUGUUAUGUAUUCCAUGUUUACAUUUUGCUAAGCAUUGCUAACUGAAUCUGAAUUUCAGUUGUUAGUCUCUUCUGUAAAUUUUGACUUAUUUAAAUUUACACUUCUAUCUGUGUUAUCAGUAAUUGAGGAUGGC